Messenger RNA from Caenorhabditis elegans, 1091 nucleotides. It is a transcript of the gene try-3, whose product is annotated as Peptidase S1 domain-containing protein. NCBI's taxonomy places the organism in Eukaryota, Metazoa, Nematoda, Chromadorea, Rhabditida, Rhabditidae. Gene Ontology annotation, biological process: proteolysis. Bases 76 to 1017 code for a protein of 313 amino acids. Gene Ontology annotation, molecular function: peptidase activity; serine-type endopeptidase activity; hydrolase activity. The transcript is spliced from 7 exons. The record is from RefSeq and is marked reviewed.
AUGUAUCUGUUUGCCUAUCAUAUCACUGUUUUUCCCAGAGACUCUACGUUCUGCUAUUGAUUGUUUUUAACUAAUAUGAAUUAUCAAAUAUAUCAUUUUUUAGUUUUAUGUUUUGUAUUUAUUACGAAACAUUCAAAUGCUAUAAACCUAUGUGAAGAAUCUUACAAACCAAUUUUUAGUUUCCGAAUUAUCGGUGGAAAUAGUAUUGAUGAUGGGGCAAAUUGGAUGGCCAAAUUAGUUUCCUAUGGAGAUAAUGGACAGGGAAUCUUAUGUGGAGCAACUGUUAUCGAUGACUUUUGGCUCGUUACAGCGGCUCAUUGUGCAUUGCAACUUCAAACUCGAUCAUUUGUUUAUGUAAGAGAACCCAAAAACAACAGGGAACGGUCAUUUUCAGUGAAAGAAGCAUAUAUUCAUAGUGGAUACAAUAAUCAAACUGCUGAUAAUGAUAUCGCUUUGUUGAGAAUAUCCUCAGAUCUGUCAAAACUCGGAAUAAAGCCUGUUUGCCUCGUUCAUGAUGACUCUAAACUUCUGAAACAGUACAAAAAUGGAGUUGUCAUUGGUUACGGGUUAACUUUGGGAGAAGAUUCCUCUGGUGAACCAAAGCUUAUCAAUAGCCAAACCCUUCAAAGUACUUCUGUUCCAAUUAUUUCUGAUGAUGAUUGCGUAAAAACGUGGAGAUUUUUGUCAUUGUUAUCCGUGAAAAUUACCGGAUAUCAAAUAUGCGCUGGAGCAUAUCUUCAUGGAACGGCACCGGGUGACUCUGGCGGUCCUUUAUUAAUUCAUAAAAGUAAUGGAGAAUAUGUACAAAUUGGAAUUACAAGUUAUGGAGCUGAUGGGUUAGAUGGAGUUAUUGAUCAAGGGAAGUUUCCAGGUGUCUACACAAGAAUUUCCAAGUAUGUUCCAUGGAUUCAAGGUGUAAUUGGAAAAACAUCAAUGAGAAGUAGUGUCACUUCAUCAUCUCCAAUUUAUUUCAAUUUUCUUCCAAUUUUCUCAAUCAUUUUAACAGUUUUGUGGUGAAAAAGGUGAAAUCAUCGCGGGUUUAUGUUGCAUUUUACAACUAUUUGUACCCAUAAAGUUGAUCAACUUCAAAU